Messenger RNA from Vicia villosa (hairy vetch), 1948 nucleotides. RefSeq names its product F-box/FBD/LRR-repeat protein At1g13570-like. Lineage: Eukaryota; Viridiplantae; Streptophyta; Magnoliopsida; Fabales; Fabaceae. Bases 527 to 1465 code for a protein of 312 amino acids. The transcript has 4 exons. The record is from RefSeq and is a predicted model, not a curated record.
UAUUCAUAUCACUUCACCCUGACUCUCUCACUUUCCUGACCUACCUUUCUGGGAACAUUUCGGACUCCUACAAGCAACCGACGUCUCACUCUCAACGUCAUCACCUGCAAUGCAAAUGCUUUACAACUCUAUUGAAACGAAAAAAAACGUUUAUAUUAUUUUCACUUCAUCUUGAAUUCGUAGUUCUGUGAUGAGGACUCCGCGGAAGAAUAAGAAGGCCAAUACAAAUGAUCGAAUUAGUGACUUACCGAGUAAUGUCAUUGAUGGUAUCCUAGCAAACUUGAAAAUCCGAGACCAAGUUAGGACUAGUAUUUUGUCUAAAAAGUGGAGGUAUAUGUGGACUUCAGCCCCACAACUUUGUUUUGGUUAUGACUUUUUUGUAAGGUUUCUGCGUCUUGAUGACCUUGACCCGAUAGUUUGUAAAAUCAUCAUGGAUGUUCUUAUGCUCCGCAAUGGGCCAGUAUGCUAGUUUUCUAUUGACGUACCUGGGUACUUUGGCUUUGAGUUCUCAACGGAAAAUCUCAAUAUGUGGAUCCCCUUUAUGUCAAAGGAUAUUAAACAUCUUGAGCUUGUGACCUACUGUACUCCUGAAGAUCAAAAUAAAAAAAUGCCGGAUACUCUCUUCUCUUGCAAGGAAUUGACUUUCCUCAAAUUUAGUUCAUUUGACUUGUCAGUUCCACCUAAUUUCUACGCAUUUAAAAAAUUGCUUGAACUUCACUUAGUUAUGGUUACAUUCGAGUCCAGUGCAUUUGAGAGUCUUAUGUCUGGUUGUCCGGUUCUUGAAAAGCUCAGCAUUGAAGAUUGUACUUGUUCUGAUUAUCUUGUUAUAUCUUCUCCUUCUCUCAAAGUCUUAGUGCUAGUAUUGUACGAAACAAUUUCAAUUUGUCUCAAGGAAGCAAAGAAUCUGAUUGAUUUUACACUCAAGGAAUAUCAUACUAGAAGUUUGAUCAAAAGUUUGCCAAAAAUUAAGAAGUUUUCUCUCGGCAUAUUGACAGAGAAUCCAUAUGCAGAUAUCAUUCCUCCCACGCUGCUAACAAGUUCAUUAAGCUCUUUAGAGUUUUUGGAAUUGAAUGGCUUGAAUUUGAAGGUUAAAGGAGACAUUUUGUAUUUUGUUAGUCUUCUCAAAAGUGCUCCUAGGUUGAUUGAACUUGUUAUUAAACAGAGUAACAAUGUUGAUACCACACAAGUGUUGGACCUUUCAAAGGAGUUAGAAAGACAUAGAUGUUGUCUUAAACUUCAGACAGUGGAAGUCUACACUGGAGUUUGCUCUCAGCAUGCAAUGAGUUUGAUAAAAUCCAUACUUGUAAAUUCUCCUUUGCUAAAGAUUCUUACCGUUUAUUUCUACAAUUUUGAUAAAUUAGAUGCACAUAUGUUGUUAAAAAUUUCACAAGACUUGUUAUGGAUGAAACGAGCAUCACCGGGAGCACAUGUUAAUUUCAUUCACUCUACUUAUAGACCCUAUUGAAUUCUGCCAUCCAUCAUGCCUCGAAUCCAACUGCCUUGAAAUUUUAAAAGGGAAAAAAUAAAAACAAGAAAGUUGUAUUCAACAGAAACCAGUGAUGGAGAUUGCAGCUAAACAAGUUAAGAUAGGGGAAUGAGAGUAUUUGGGGGAUGUGGUCAAGUGGAUGUAUUGUUUGAUGUAAUGAACUUGUACUCAUGUAGCCAUUGUUUAUAGCAGUUUGUGUGGUGAAGAGGGUGGUUGCACAAUGGACUGCUACUUCUUGGAUGAUGAAUCAAGAAUGUUUUAAAUCACAGUUUUCAUGUUUUCUAGUCUUCUUGUCUUAUUCCCUUUUCUUUAUGUUUUUUAGUUGAAUACAUCAAUUAAUGAUUUUGUAUUUUUAUUUUGUCGGAGAUACCGAUUCUUACAAAUGUAUAGAACUAAGUCAUUAACUUGUUUUUUAAUGGUAAUUUGGUAGUAUAUGUUUAUAGAACUUGAAUUCUUCCAAAC